Messenger RNA from Cladophialophora immunda, 1677 nucleotides. RefSeq lists its product as uncharacterized. The coding region runs from base 250 to 1299 and encodes 349 amino acids. Gene Ontology annotation, molecular function: ATP transmembrane transporter activity; FMN transmembrane transporter activity; AMP transmembrane transporter activity. The record is from RefSeq and is a predicted model, not a curated record. NCBI's taxonomy places the organism in Eukaryota, Fungi, Ascomycota, Eurotiomycetes, Chaetothyriales, Herpotrichiellaceae. Gene Ontology annotation, cellular component: peroxisomal membrane. The transcript has 2 exons.
CUUCCCUCCCUUUAACCAUUGCCAUCCCCCCCUUUCGUCUGCGUCUCAUUCCUUCCGAAUUCCUCCAUUGAUCUCCAAUUCUCCGUCCGCACAUGCGUCAAGCCCUGUGAGCUACAAAAAGCGGGAACCUGUUGACUCUUCGUUCAUUUCGCGACACUCCUUCUCUUUCUCUUUGCUGAUCCCAUUCUACCCCUCCUUUUCUGUCAAACACCAUCCACUGCCCGAAGAGUGCGCAAAACUCUUGCCAUCAUGUCUCAAAUAAAGGACGUUGCGCCAUCCCCUACCGAGACCGACCUCGAUUCACAAUCCUCCCAAUCCUCCGGUCCAGUCAACACCGUACCCUCGCGCGAUCCUACCCCCGCGACCUCUGCGGCUCAACAAAGCGACAAUAUUGCCCAUGCAUUGGCUGGUGCGGGCGGCGGCCUUCUCGCGAUGACCCUGACCUACCCCCUGAUUACCCUCUCGACCCGAGCACAGGUCGAGUCGAAGCGGGCCGAUACUUCCACAAUCGCAGCUGUGAGACACAUCAUCAAGCGGGAAGGUCUGGGCGGACUCUAUGCGGGACUCGAGAGUGCGUUGUUUGGUAUUUCAGUCACCAACUUCGUCUAUUACUAUUGGUAUGAGUGGACCCGCGCCUUCUUUGAGAAAGCGGCGAUCACAGCGGGCCGAGCUAGCAAGAAGCUCACCACGGUCGAGAGCAUGAUCGCCGGUGCGAUUGCGGGUUCAGCAACCGUCCUCCUCACCAAUCCUAUCUGGGUCAUCAACACAAGGAUGACAGCCCGCAAGAGCGAGUCCGGAGAGGGCGAGUUACCAGGUGGUGAAAAGAGACAGGUCAAGAAACCUGGCACCAUCGGGACCUUGUUGGCCCUCCUUAAAGAGGAAGGGCCCUCCGCUCUUUUCGCCGGAGUCCUUCCAGCUUUGGUCUUGGUGAUCAACCCAAUCCUACAAUAUACCCUGUAUGAACAAAUGAGGAACGUUUUGGAGAAGAAGAGGAAAUUUGGCCCACGUGAUGCCUUUUACCUAGGUGCUCUUGGCAAGCUGCUGGCGACUACCAUCACCUAUCCUUACAUUACUGUCAAAUCCAGGGCUCAUGUCGCCAGCAAAGAUGAUCUUCAUGAGGGUAUGUGGAAGAGCUUGAAUAGGAUUGUCAAGGAAGAAGGCUGGGCCGGUUUGUACAAGGGACUCGUCCCUAAAGUCAGCCAAAGUGUAUUGACAGCGGCUUUCCUCUUUGCCUUCAAGGACGUUCUAUACGACAUGACCGUGGCGAUGCGCAGAAGGGCAAAAGCCAUCAAAGCAUGAUCCGAAACUCGAACACCACUUGGGUGUAUCCAGCAUUCAGAGAAGGAUGUCUAGAAUGUCUUGAUAUCUCCACGUCAGCACGAAGAGAUUGUCACCUAUAGUGCAACGGCUCUCUUCCAAAUAGCAUGAAAUGCUAUUUCAGCAGUAUUCCUGCAAGUGCUCGUUGGAAUACAAAGCGACCUAAGGACAAGCGGAAGUGGAGCCAGGGAGGUUGUCGUCCGCGCCCUCAAAAGGUCCAAGAACUUAAGAACGCGUUCAGAAAUAGACGGCACAGGUUCUCACUUGUAAAUCGAACCUACCGCCGCAAUUAUAGCUUCACUUAGAUCAGAUUAGCGCUCUACGAAGAUUGUGGUAAAAUUCUAUGUCGUAUCUCCUCGA